UUUGUAUAAAAUUGCCCGCAAAUUCAUAAUUUGUAUCAUUCACUUCGUGUAAUCACAGUGACAAAGAACAACCAAAUUUCCAAAAAAUGGCAUUCAAGUUUGUAUUCGCACUCGCCUUCGUUGCCGUGGCCAGCGCUGGCUAUGUACCAGUUGCCCCAGUAUACCACUCCGCACCAGCCGUCUCUGUGCACGCAGCGCCAGUGGCCGUCGCUCAAAAGGUCGUUGUGAAAUCGGAGGAAUACGAUCCUCAUCCUCAGUACAAAUACUCUUAUGGCGUUGAUGACAAACUCACCGGUGAUUCCAAGAGCCAAGUGGAGGAACGUGAUGGUGAUGUGGUCCGCGGUGAAUACUCUCUGAUCGAUGCUGAUGGUUACAAACGCACUGUCCAAUACUCUGCUGAUCCCAUCAAUGGUUUCAACGCCGUUGUCAACCGUGAACCUCUUGUAAAAGCUGUUGCCGUUGCUCCAGUUGCUCACUAUGCUGCCCCAGCAGUCGUCAAGACCGUUGCUCCAGUCGCCCACUACGCCGCUCCAGUUGCUCACUACUCUGCCCCUGCUGUAGUCAAGACUGUCGCUCCCGUAGCUCACUACUCCGCUCCAGUUGCUCACUAUUCCGCCCCAGCUGUGGUCAAGACUGUUGCCCCAGUUGCUCACUAUGCUGCCCCAGUGGCUCACUACGCCGCUCCAGCUGCCCAUUACGCAUCCUAUGCCGCUCCCACAGUCAAAUAUCAUCAUUAAAACCUAUGAAGUCUUUAUGCAAUUACCCGGUACUGAUUAAAAUCAGUAAUUGUGAAACGAAUUGUGCUUGUUAAAUUAUACUUACGGGGUAUUCUUAUUUAUUAUCG
Zeugodacus cucurbitae (melon fly) is the source of this 844-nucleotide messenger RNA. RefSeq names its product larval cuticle protein A2B-like. The record is from RefSeq and is a predicted model, not a curated record. Lineage: Eukaryota; Metazoa; Arthropoda; Insecta; Diptera; Tephritidae. The transcript is spliced from 3 exons. Gene Ontology annotation, cellular component: extracellular matrix. Bases 87 to 737 code for a protein of 216 amino acids.